Molecule: messenger RNA, 1915 nt
Organism: Ananas comosus (pineapple)
Lineage: Eukaryota; Viridiplantae; Streptophyta; Magnoliopsida; Poales; Bromeliaceae
Product: sucrose transport protein SUT2
Exons: 5
Coding region: 197-1723 (508 amino acids)
Biological process (GO): sucrose transport; transmembrane transport
Cellular component (GO): vacuole; plasma membrane
Molecular function (GO): sucrose:proton symporter activity
Source: RefSeq, a predicted model, not a curated record
GAGCUCUCUUGUCACGACUAAUUUUUCUUUUAAAAGUUUUAAUUGUCCCAAAAAGGACACCUCCUCCAUUUCACACACCCACCACCCCUUCUCUCUCUAAAACAGCAUCUUAGAGGGUGGCGACGCAAUUCCACCACCUUUCUCGCUCCUCACUCUCCUCCUCUAUCUCUAGUGAGGGAGAGAGAGAUAGAGAUCGAUGACGGUGCCGGGGCCGCAGGGAUCGCGGGGCGCCGCCGCCGCGGCGGCGGGGGCGGGGCCGCGGCGAGGUGCGGCGGGGGCGGGGGCGGGGACGGGGGUUAGGGUUAAGGUUAGGGUUCCGCUGCGGCGGGUGGCGCGGGCGGCGGCGGUGGCGUGCGGGGUGCAGUUCGGGUGGGCGCUGCAGCUGUCGCUGCUGACGCCGUACGUGCAGGAGCUGGGGGUGGCGCACGCGUGGGCGAGCCUGGUGUGGCUGUGCGGGCCGCUCUCGGGGCUCCUGGUGCAGCCCCUCGUCGGCCACCUCAGCGACCGCCUCGGCCGCCGCCGCAGCCCCUUCAUCGUCGGGGGCGCCGCCACCAUCGCCUUCGCCGUGAUCACCGUCGGCUUCUCCGCCGACAUCGGCCUCGCCCUCGGCGACCCCCCCGCCGCCACCGCCGCCCCCCGCCCCCGCGCCGUCGCCGUCUACGUGGUCGGCUUCUGGCUCCUCGACGUCGGCAACAACGCCACCCAGGGCCCCACCAGGGCCCUCCUCGCCGAUCUCACCGGAAAGGAUCAAAGGCGAAAUCGAAUAGCUAAUGCCUAUUUUUCACUCUUCAUGGCACUGGGGAAUGUACUAGGCUUUGCUACCGGAUCAUACAGUGGCUGGUUCACUAUAUUCCCCUUCACAGUGACCUCGGCUUGUACCAUAAAUUGUGCCAAUCUCAAGUCAGCUUUUCUCUUGCAUGUAAUCCUCCUUGCUAUAACUACUUACAUUAGCAUUUCCUCAAUACAAGGAGUUACUCUACCAGAAGAAGAAGAACAGCAAAAUCAUAGCGAGGAGGCAUUUCUUUGGGAAUUAAUGGGCGCUUUUAGGUAUUUGACAUGGCCGGUUUGGAUAGUUCUCAUUGUUACUGCACUCACAUGGAUAGGAUGGUUCCCUUUCUUUCUGUUUGACACUGAUUGGAUGGGCCGUGAGAUAUAUCGAGGAAAGCCUGACGAGGGGCAAAAUUAUCACAGUGGGGUAAGAAUGGGGGCUUUUGGUUUGAUGCUGAACUCAGUUGUUCUCGGAUUUAGUUCAGUCAUGUUAGAAAGGCUAUGCAAGAAGUGGGGAUCUGGCCUUGUGUGGGGGGUUGCGAACAUCAUCAUGUCUCUGUGCUUUCUAGCAAUGCUUGUAAUUUCUCUUGUGGCGAAAAGUAUAGAUUACCAACCUAGUGGGCUUCCGCCAGAUGGCAUUGUUGUUGCUGCACUAAUAGUUUUUGCAAUUCUUGGAGCGCCUUUGGCGAUCACCUAUAGCAUUCCCUAUGCAAUGGUCACUACUCGUGUGGAGCCCUUAAGACUUGGCCAAGGAUUGGCAAUGGGCAUAUUAAACUUAGCGAUUGUCAUUCCGCAGGUAAUUGUGUCGUUGGGGAGUGGUCCGUGGGAUCAAUUAUUUGGAGGUGGAAAUUUGCCAGCCUUCGCUGUAGCAACAGCUGCAGCUUUUCUCAGUGGUCUUGUGGCAAUUAUCGGCAUCCCUCGAUCUCAUAUCACAAGGGCAAGGGGUCACAGAUAAGUGUUCUAUUUAUUUUUAAUCAUUUGUGAUUCUUCUCAUACAUGUUGCUAUAUAAUAGCUAGUACGAUCAACCAGGAAAAAAAAUACUUGUAAAUUUUAUUGGUUUUUGUAGGGUUACUAGAUUUUUAUUGCUCUCAUCUGUUAUGAAUUUUUUAUUCCCUAUCUUUUACUGUCUCUGUGGUAGCUUUUUAA